Messenger RNA from Triticum dicoccoides, 1109 nucleotides. RefSeq names its product ethylene-responsive transcription factor ERN1-like. Gene Ontology annotation, biological process: regulation of DNA-templated transcription. Gene Ontology annotation, molecular function: DNA binding; DNA-binding transcription factor activity. NCBI's taxonomy places the organism in Eukaryota, Viridiplantae, Streptophyta, Magnoliopsida, Poales, Poaceae. The record is from RefSeq and is a predicted model, not a curated record. The transcript has a single exon. The coding region runs from base 1 to 867 and encodes 288 amino acids.
AUGGAGCUCCAGUUCCAGCAGCAGCAGCAGCAGCAAUGCCAGUACGAGGCGGCGGUGGGCAAGGCGGCGGCGGCGGCGGCGAAGGGGAGGGGCAGCAGCAAGUGCAAGUUCGUCGGGGUGCGGCAGCGGCCGUCGGGGCGGUGGGUGGCGGAGAUCAAGGACACCACGCACAAGAUACGGGUGUGGCUCGGCACCUUCGAGACCGCCGAGGAGGCCGCGCGCGCCUACGACGAGGCCGCCUGCCUCCUCCGGGGCUCCAACACGCGGACCAACUUCGCCACCGCCGCCCCCGCCGCCGCCUCCUCGCCGCCGGACUCGCCGCUCGCCUCCAGGAUCCGCACCCUGCUCACCCACAAGAAGCUCAAGAAGAGCGCCUCGCCGCCGCCGCCGCGGGCGCCGUCCCAGCAGCCGGCUGUCACCAUCAGCCUCGCCACGGCAGCUAGUAAUGCCAGCGCCGGUAACAGCACCAGCAGCACCAGCUCGACCAUCAGCUUCGCCAUGAGCGCCGGUGGAGCCGCCGCCCACCACACUCCCGCUCCCGGCCUCUCUAACCACAUGACUUACCACCAGUGGAUCAACCACGGAGGCGAACAGCUCCAUCAGCACCUCGAGCAUCAGCCAUGGCCGGCAACGCUCAGCCCGGCUGCCCCGACGCUCGCCGCGCGACGCAACGUGGCCGAGUGCCGGGUGAUCGCGGACGCGGCGAGGCCGGAGAAGCAAGAGGACUCCGCGUCGCCCGGCGCCGCCAUGAGCGGGGUCGUCCAGCAGGAACAGGACGACGGGUUCGACAUCGGGAGCGACCCCUGCGACUCGCUGUGGGAUCUGCCGCCGAUCUGUCAGCUGUCCUGCAGGUCUCUCAUGUACUAGACCAGUCGAAGGUUUCGCCGGCGGCGAGAUCUCAUCAUCUUGAGGUUUCUUGCUCGUUUUAGGGUCCAUUUUCUGCCGUCGGGAGCCAAUUCCAUACAGAAAGAUUGUAUGAGGAAUGAUGGCCAAGCAAGCAGAGUAAUGUGACAGCGGAUGUCAGAGAUGAGACGAGUGGAUUUUGAAGCGUUGAUCCUUUUUUGUAAGAGAAAUUUAUCUUGUGCCGUAGAGGUGUAUCACCCUCGCGC